CUCAAACGAAUCUAAGGAUUCGAAAUGCUAGAGUGAAAAAAAGUGCGAUAAACUCUUUCGGACAAAAGGCUAAAGUGUAAACAGUGCGUUAAACACUGAACAGUCUUUGGGGAAGUGUCAUUGAACAUUUUUUUAGAUUUUCCAAUUGUUCAUGUAAUAUUUACGUGAACAGAUGAACUAUAUUACCAAAAAAACAAAUUAAAAGUGAUUUACACUUUCUUUCUGACAAACAUUUCUAUCAAGCACUUACAUACGCAAUUAAGUACAAAAUGAUUGAACUAAUUCAUGGACAUUGGCUUCCUUUGGCUUCCCAAGGCAACAUUUAUUCAUUGGCAACUUUGGAUUCAUUUAGAGGAUCAAGCAAAGUAUUGGUUGCAUCGUUGAAACGAACAAUUUACUCCUUUGAGUAUCAGCAGCACUCUAAAUCGAGAUUAAAUCCUCUAGUCAAAGAACUUCUUUUCACUUACAUACCAAAUGGAGCAGAAAUCAUCGCCAUAGAUGCCUUCAACAAAUCAAACACUGGUGAUGAAUUUGUCAUAGGAAUAACUAUAAUGAAGCCUACUGGUGAAACCUCGAUGGAAAGAUACUUGAACAUUUACACGGAAGGGGCAGGUGAAGGUGAAGAAAAUAAUUCAUUAGAAACCAUAGCACAAAACUGUUUGAUGGUUGAAUUAUCAUACACUCCUUAUUUGCUGUAUCAUACUGUUAUUCCACAAUCAACCAACAACGAGAUUGUUUGGCUUAUAUCUGGAAAUGAUAAUAAAAUUCACCUUAUAAAAGAGGAUAAGCAAAAUCACAGCUACACAGAAUCACAAUUAGAAAAAUAUUUUCCUGAGCUUCAUGAAUUAAAAACGAUUGCCCUGUGGAUAGAUAUUUAUUACUUUGACGAUUUCAAAUGGAGACUGACCGCAAUUUCUUGUGAGUGUGGUUUAUUCAAAUUGGCAAAAGUAGAUGUUCUAAAAUUAAAAGUUGCUCAAACUUGGCUCUUGAGGUAUGACAAUCCUAUUGGCAACAUAAGAAUUUUCCCACACAGAAAUGAUAUAAAAAAACCUCCAUAUUUUAAGACUGAAAAUCAUUCAACUGAUGGAUUCAAACUUAACAUUCUUUUGAAUUCUGGAAAUACAGCAGCUAUAUUUCAAGAUAUUUUAAACCAAGAAAUGAAUUCCGACAUAACACUUAAUUUAAAAGAAUCAACAUCAGACUGUAUUUUAUGUUCAUGUGUAGCAGAUAUAAAUAUGGAUGGUAAAAACGAAAUUUUAUUAGGAACAUACAAACAUGAAGUUUUAAUUUUUGCUUCUUCAAAUAACACUUGGAACAUGAUAGACAAAAAAUCAUUUGAUGCUCCAGUUUAUUCUAUUAGUUACUUAGAUUUAGCUGGUGAUGGAGUAAAAGUUCUCGUGGUGCUUACACAACGUAGUGUUCAUAUUAUGCAGCACAAGCUACAAGAAGUUGAAAAAAAAUGGCAAGACAGGUUUUCAAAACUAGCAUCUUUAUUAAGUGACAGCAGCUAA
Messenger RNA from Copidosoma floridanum, 1511 nucleotides. Its product is annotated as KICSTOR complex protein kaptin. NCBI's taxonomy places the organism in Eukaryota, Metazoa, Arthropoda, Insecta, Hymenoptera, Encyrtidae. Gene Ontology annotation, molecular function: actin filament binding. Gene Ontology annotation, cellular component: lamellipodium; actin cytoskeleton; KICSTOR complex. The record is from RefSeq and is a predicted model, not a curated record. Gene Ontology annotation, biological process: negative regulation of TORC1 signaling; actin filament organization; cellular response to amino acid starvation.